Molecule: messenger RNA, 5368 nt
Organism: Agrilus planipennis (emerald ash borer)
Lineage: Eukaryota; Metazoa; Arthropoda; Insecta; Coleoptera; Buprestidae
Gene: if
Product: integrin alpha-PS2
Exons: 20
Coding region: 245-4978 (1577 amino acids)
Biological process (GO): integrin-mediated signaling pathway; cell-matrix adhesion; cell-cell adhesion
Cellular component (GO): integrin complex; external side of plasma membrane
Molecular function (GO): integrin binding
Source: RefSeq, a predicted model, not a curated record
UUACAUCACAGUUUGGCGCCUACACUUUAAACAACGUGCACAGGACUCCAGUCGCGCUCAAACUUGAAGCGGUUCAGCGCGAACAUUUCAAAAGAUGCGAUCAACUUUACAUUUUCUCAGCUGUCAACUACUAAUUUGAAGAUUUUUGAAUUUGUCACACGUUUUUUAUGUCCGCUCUAAUCUUCAUGCACAAAUCCUUAGUUGUUUAAGUGCUUCUUAGCCGGAAAAGUUUGACAAUAGAAAAAUGUGCACGUGUCCGAAGUUUUUGAGUGGUGUGUUUGUUGCUAACGUUUAUUUAUUUGUUGUUGUGAAUUGUUUUAACGUUGACACUGUUAAUUAUGUUAGGCAUAAAGGCCAGUCCGAGUCCAUGUUUGGAUUUAGCAUCGCGACGCACAGGACGCGAGGCGAAAGUUGGGUUUUAGUUGGUGCUCCGGAAGCCCAGACGGCUCAACAGGGUGUUACGAAGGGUGGAGCCGUGUUUAGGUGUAGUAUUCGAGCUGAUGAUACCUGCCAAGAGCUACCCUUUGACACAAAAGGGGAUAACGUCGAUAAUUUCGGUAGAAAAAUAGAUAAAAAAUCAGAACAAUGGUUUGGAGCCACAAUUUACAGUGCUGGUGAAGAAGGGUCGAUAGUGGCUUGUGCGCCUCGAUAUAUCUGGUUUUCGUCCUCAAAGGAGAGAAGAGAUCCAGUAGGAACUUGCUUUGUAUCCAAAGGCGACUUCGGGGAAUAUUCCGAAUACUCGCCAUGUCGAACAGCUAUGUGGGGUUACCAUCGGCAGGGUUCGUGUCAAGCUGGUUUUAGUGCAGCAAUAGCACCAAAGAGCAACUCGCUUUUUAUUGGAGCUCCAGGCAGUUGGUAUUGGCAAGGCCAAAUGUAUUCCAUCGACGUCCGUGCUAAAUUUUCCUUCACUCCGGGAUUGUUUGGAGGAGAAUUCGGUUCAGGACAGGUGAUUCGUCAAAAUUUAGAUAAUAGACCUGCUGCUAUUUCGACCAAGGAAGGCCCACCAGAAGAUGAUGACACCUAUCUGGGUUACUCAUUAACAGUCGGUGAUUUUACCGGGGCUGGCACUGAAGGCGUUGCUGUUGGAAUGCCUAAAGCCGCUGAUCUUAAAGGAAAGAUUGUUCUGUUUACUUGGAAUCUAACAAAUCACCAAAACAUAACCGGAGAACAGUUAGGUUCGUAUUUUGGGUACGCCUUAGCGUGUGCAGAUGUCGAUGGAGAUGGUCUUGACGAUCUCAUCAUUGGAGCUCCAUUCUUUACCGAACCGAAUAACGAAGGAAAAUACGAAGUUGGUCGCGUUUAUGUUCUAUAUCAAGGGGGAAGUGUUGAGGGACGUUUCCAUCAUCUUCACAUCCUCGAUGGAAUUAAUUCAAAAUCAAGAUUUGGCCUUUCUCUAGCAUCAUUAGGUGACAUCAAUUUGGACGAAUUCGGGGAUUUUGCUGUGGGUGCUCCUUAUGACGGUCCUCAUGGUAGAGGUGCAGUAUACAUUUACCAUGGUUCAGAAAAAGGUGUGAGAAAAGAAUAUUCUCAAGUUAUUUACGCAGAGGACGUCGCCAAAUUUUCGGGAUUGUCCGCGAUAGAAACGUUCGGAUGGUCUCUAGCAGGAGGACUUGAUAUGGACGAAAAUGAUUAUCCUGAUAUGGCCAUUGGAGCUUACUUAUCAGAUACUGCGUUUUUCUUUAGAUCGAGACCUGUUGUAAAUGUGGAUGCCCAAGUAACGUACUUAACGCCGCACAAACAAAUAAUAUUAGAUGAGAAAAACUGCACCUUAAGGAAUGGUCAGCCCGUUCCAUGUACCAGUUUUAAUGUAUGCUUGAAAUAUACUGGAGUAGGAGUACCAAAUUCGCAAGUGUUUAAUAUUGGCUACGUUUUGGAUUCCAAAAAAACUAAGGGUCAAAGAAUGUUCUUUAGAGAUAUGGAAAACAGAUACGUCUUUAAUGAAACAUUGACUUUACGAAAGGAUGACACAUCUGUUUGCAGAUCUAAAGCAGUUUAUCUUACUAACGAAAUUCGAGACAAAUUAACACCACUUGAAGUUGAGGUCCACUACUCAUUAGCUGGAUAUGGAUAUGGAGAACAAUCUUACAGAAGAGACUUCAGGGCGCAAUUAAUUCCAAUAUUGGAUUUAAAUACACCGCCAAUGCGAUCCGAUGCAAUAAGUGUUCACAAAUUUUGUGGACCCGAUAAUGUCUGCAUACCUAAUUUACGUCUCUUAGUCACCACAAACGUGCAAAGGUAUCUUCUGGGAUCUCACGAAAAAUUGGAACUAUAUGUGAUUGUCCAAAAUGAUGGAGAGGAUUCUUUUGAAUCAUCAUUUGAAAUUCAGUUGCCUGCUGGCGUUGACUACAUAAAGGUUGUUGAGUAUGAAAAAGAUAAAGUAAGAAUAUUUUGCUCGCUUGCUCCAAAUAAUACAGUCAAAUGUGACAUUGGAAAUCCACUUCCUGCCCACCGGAAUGCAAAGUUUAGAAUCAUACUCCAACCUUAUCAUACAGAAGGAAUGAAUGCCACCUAUGAUUUCUAUAUGUCUGUUAAUAGUACAAAUCCCGAAGAAAGUUAUACACUAGAGGAUAAUAAGCAUUUCUUGUCAAUUCCUAUUUGGGUAGACUCAAAACUGGCAUUGGACGGAACUUCCAAACCUGCGGACGUCCACUAUAAUUAUUCGUCAUACUCUUUAGAUAGAAUAUCACUUGAAAGAGAUAUAGGACCUCAAGUUGUUCACAUUUAUAGUAUAAGAAACAAUGGCCCGUCUAGUAUAAACGAAGCAGAAAUUUUUAUUUUAUGGCCUCUGACCACUUUAGCUGGUGACGAUUUAUUGUACCUUUUAGAACAACCACAAACUCUAGGAAACGUUAAAUGUGAACCUGCUAGUGCAAAUUAUAAACAUUAUGGAUUAGAAUACAGAAAUAGAACAAUUUGGAAAACUUACGGAAUCGAAUUAGGUAGUGAAUCAGGCGAAACAUUCAGUGCAUCAACUGGGAAAGUUACGGUAGAAGAGGGAAAAACGAACUUCGCUCAAGUUUCUGGAGAGCAAAAACAAGUAACUAAGGUGGGCACAGAUGAGAGUAAAUUUGAUACUGGAGACGCCUCGUUCGUGUAUAGUCAAAGACACAAAAGUACUCAAGACAAAAGCAACACAGGCGAAAAGGUUGUUCAUGUAUUGGAAGAUACAGGCAACGGUUCAAAAACCAUCGUAACCGAACAUAAAUGGGAGGCUUCAUCAAUUGGAAGUGGUCCAGUAAUAAACAAAACUUACACACGGCAACAUACUUAUUAUGGAAGGCCUGAAGAUCGUAGCAGAGGCUGGGUAGAUGCCUCGCAACAGAGUGGUACUAGUAGUGGAAGUGCUUCAUAUGGUGGUUAUUCUGGCAGUUCUUCAAAUUCAGGAACCUACGGAGGUACAUCGCAAACUUCGGGAACUUAUGGUGGAAGAUCUGGUGGCCAGGAUUCUAUAACAUAUCACGAAACUUCUAGACACGAAUCUCAUGGAUCUAGAAAACGUCCUACAAUCGUUUACACAUCCUCUGGUAGUCAUUAUGGACAAGAGUCUGUUCAGCAGGGACAAUCUGCAACGUCCAAUGUAGAAGGAGGCAGCCAAACGACGUUAUCAGUUUCCGGAAGUGAAACGAAAGGACAUUAUGUGCCUCCGCAUAGAAAUGAAGAUGGCAGUGUUUCUGGAUCGGUUACCUAUGUCGAAAGCCCUUACCCUGGUUAUAGACCGCCACCACCUCGGCCGGAAUUGUUAGAAGGUAAUAACGGAUACAGUUACGAUUAUGGAAGAGACCAUAACAAGAAUUUUAAAAGUUCAGUGACUUCUGAUGAAGUCUACGGGCAAGACGAAAAUAAACUUGGCUUUGAACAGAAACAUAGUUUAGGACGUGUUCAUCAAGAAAAUAGGUACGAAUUGGGUCAUGGUGAUGUGGAACUUCAAAGAAGGUUACAAGAAGAAGCAAGACGUCGUCAAGAAAGCCGUACGGGUUUCAGUCAGGAAGAAGGACAUGUCAGUACCCAUCAACACAGCGGAGGACGUGUUUAUGAUAGAUAUAACCAUUCAAGAUCAGAACAAGACGCAAGCAGUUAUGGAAUCGGCGCUGCUGCUCUCAACCCUCGUGGUUUUAAGACAACUACUGUUGAACUCCACCCCGUGCAGAGCGUCGAUCAGCAAAUAGACGGUUACGCAAGAACAAAUCUGGAAGGACAUUCUGGCGUAUCAGCUUAUGGUUCCGAUAGCGGUAUGAUUGUAGAAGAACCCUUUGAUUCUAAAGAAACAUUCACCGUUGCUGGUCGUGGUGGUGAAUCAAAAUCAUUCAGUUCUGGUUCUGGUUCAUCGUACGGUGGUGGCUAUGAGAAGCAUUAUGAAAGUAGAUACUCGUCAUCAUCCAGGGGUUUGUUCCAUUCUGCUACUGGGCGGGAAAUUCCUAACGAGUCACCCCCUGGUGAUAAUGUACCUACAAGUAAGCCCGAUCUUAGUAAUCCUGUUCACAGAGGAAAACGACAAGCUCCAGGUGAAUUGGGAGAAAUCGAUCUGGCUAGCAUCCUCGAGUGUAAAGCUACAAAAUGUAUUCCCAUACGAUGCACUACCGGUCGUUUACUAAAAGAUCAAGAAGUAUUUAUAGCUUUACGAUCCCGCGUUAACGUUCACACUUUGAGAAAUAUUAGUGUAACGCAAUCUAUCACAUUUUCAUCUAUGAUGUUGGCAAGAAUCAGUAAAUUGCCAUAUAUAGGCAAGCCAGUUGAUAGACCAGUCCACACCCACGAAAUUUUUACCACUGUUUCUGCCCCAGAACCGGAGAUUAAGCCUGAUAUGGUUCCAUUAUGGGUCGUUGUAUUAUCAGCUGUUGCUGGAACUGCAAUUCUCCUCCUUUUGGCCUUCCUAUUAUAUAAGUGUGGAUUCUUUAAAAGAAACCGCCCUUCUAGCGCGCCCGAAAGACAACCUUUAAACCGAAACGGGCACUUCAACCAUGGUGACGAAGCUCUUUGACAAAGUUCUGUGGAAGAAAACGUCAACGAUGUACGAUAUUAACAACAACUAAAAGUACUAAAAAUUUAUAAUGUUGAGAGUGAGAAAAGCUAUGUGGUUAUUUAUUUUGUGUGUAUGUAUGUGCCCUGUGCAGCUUACAAAAACGAGAAAUUUUCAAUUAUUUACAGCAAAUUAUCUACAAACGAAAAGCGACGUUUUUAUUAUUUUUUUUUUAUUGCACUAAUUGAGGAUUAACCGUGUGCCUUAACUAAAAACGGUACAAUGUAUGUACUCUUAUUACACUCUGGAUGUUUUUCGUUAAUUUUUUGCUUUAAUUUUUACCGAAUAUCGUAAAUAAUGAAUGAGUACUGCCAAAUGAAAAUAUGUAAAUACUAGUUUAUUAUAAAUUAA